ACGUCAUUAUUCUACGACCCUCUCUCCCGCGGAGGAGAGGCCGCGCGCGCACACGAUGGAGCAGUUGGCUUCCGAGCUGUACGAGGUGGAAGCGGUGCGCUUCGGGGAGUUUGUGCUGAAGAGCGGGCUCGUUUCCCCGGUCUACGUGGACCUGCGCGUCGUCGUCUCAGCCCCAGCUCUGCUUAACAAGGUAGCAGAUCUUCUCUUUCAAGUAGCAAAGAAUGCUGCACUCAAGUAUGACUGUGUAUGUGGAGUUCCUUAUACAGCAUUGCCAUUGGCUACAAUCAUCUGCUCAAACAAACAGAUCCCAAUGCUUAUCCGUAGGAAGGAAGCCAAAGAUCAUGGUACUAAACGCCUUGUGGAGGGCACAAUAAAUGCAGGAGAAACCUGCUUGGUAAUUGAAGAUGUAGUUACUAGUGGCUCAAGUGUCUUGGAGACAGCAGAGGUCCUUCGGAAAGAGGGCCUGAAGGUUACUGAUGCCAUAGUGCUCUUGGACAGAGAGCAAGGAGGAAGAGCCAUGUUGGAGAAGAAUGGGAUUCAGCUGCACUCGGUAUGUACCUUGUCUCAGAUUCUCAGGAUCCUUGAGCAGCAACAGAAAAUAACACCUGGAAUAGUGGCAAGCGUGGAAAAAUUCAUUCAAGAGACACCUGCAAUAGUGGCAAAUGUGGAAAAAUUCAUUCAGGACAAUAUUGUCAAACCUUCUGAGCAAAAUGGAACUGUUUCUAUGAAAAGAAUAUGCAAAGAAAUGAGUUUUGCUGCCAGAGCUGAGCUUCCAGGUACCCAUCCACUUGCUGCCCAGCUGUUCAGACUCAUGGAGAAAAAGCAGACAAACCUGUGCCUUUCUGCUGAUGUCACCAGCUCCAAGGAAUUGCUCCAACUGGCUGCUAUGCUGGGGCCCUCCAUCUGUAUUUUGAAAACACAUGUUGAUAUUCUGGAUGAUUUUUCCCAGGAAGUUGCAAGGGAAUUGAGAGGACUUGCAGAGCAGCAUGAAUUCUUGAUAUUUGAGGACCGUAAGUUUGCAGAUAUUGGAAAUACUGUGAAACAUCAGUAUGAAGGUGGCAUUUUCAAAAUAGCAUCCUGGUCAGAUAUCAUUAAUGCCCAUGCAGUUCCUGGUCCAGGAGUCAUUAAAGGAUUGAAAGCUGUAGGACACCAUUUGCAACGAGGAUGCCUCUUGAUUGGUGAGAUGAGCUCCGAAGGGUCUCUGGCGACUGGUGACUAUACUAAAGCAGCAGUUAAGAUGGCUGAAGAACACUCAGAUUUUGUUUUCGGAUUUAUCUCUGGCUCCAGAAUAGUUGAAAAACCUGAAUUUCUUCAUUUGACUCCGGGGGUUCAGAUGCAGACUGGAGGUGAUAACCUGGGGCAGAAGUACCUGAGUCCACAAGAUGUUAUUGGUAAAAGAAAAUCUGAUAUCAUAAUUGUAGGACGUGGUAUCUUGUCUGCAUCCAGUCGCCUGGAGGAAGCAGAGGCAUAUAGGAAGGCAGCAUGGAAUAGUUACUUGCAAAGGAUUGGUGUUAAUGUACCAAAUUAAGCCAAGUAUUAAAUAACCUUGCUUAACUGAAUCAUAACAGCUAGAGAAAUUGAGGUGGUAAUUCUUUUUUCUUUCUCUUUGUGUAUAUUGAUAUCUGCCAAUGAGAGAUGUCUUUUAAUAAAUGCAUACAUUGUUUUGUCAUGUUGACAGUGAAUUAAAACACCAGGUUUUCCUGUUCACCUGCUCUUAGCACUGUAUUCCUGUGUGUUUGUUUAAUAAAAACACUCCAAAUGGCAGUA
Molecule: messenger RNA, 1767 nt
Organism: Pogona vitticeps (central bearded dragon)
Lineage: Eukaryota; Metazoa; Chordata; Lepidosauria; Squamata; Agamidae
Gene: UMPS
Product: uridine monophosphate synthetase
Biological process (GO): 'de novo' UMP biosynthetic process; 'de novo' pyrimidine nucleobase biosynthetic process
Molecular function (GO): orotidine-5'-phosphate decarboxylase activity; orotate phosphoribosyltransferase activity
Source: RefSeq, a predicted model, not a curated record